Molecule: messenger RNA, 567 nt
Organism: Protopolystoma xenopodis
Lineage: Eukaryota; Metazoa; Platyhelminthes; Monogenea; Polystomatidea; Polystomatidae
Source: the annotation of a GenBank genome assembly
AUGAAUCCUGCUAGGUCCUGUUUCCCAAAACGCCAUCCUAUUUGUACUUCGAGUGCUCUCUUCGCCUCGCCUGAAUCUCAUAUUCACCAAAAGUGGAUUAAAAUCUGGUUAUGCGCAUCAUUUUGCGGUGAAGAUGAGACUCGGACGAGGGUCUUUGUGUAUUCGGGUCGAAUUGUGUCUGCUCGACCGGGGCACACGCCUUCGGGGCGCCAGAAAAGGAAGGACGAGUACGAUGGCGACGACGACGGCGAUGACGAAAACGACAGCGACGGCGACGGCGACGGCGACGGCGAGGAGGAGGAGGAAGAGUAUAUCGAAGAGGACGAUGUGAAUGCCGGAGACUGGGCGGAGUGUGGCGGCCAGCCGAGCAAAGAAGGGACUGCCGGUGGCUGGUGUCUUUGCGAUCGGCUCUUGGUGCCACCAUCAGACGAGGUUGCCGUUGGCGCUGGGCGGCCGAGGGUCGGCCGAAGGGUCUUCCAGUCCUCGGACACGUUGGAGACGGGCUGUUCGAGUCCGGCCGCCGAGGCCGUGUCCUCGAGGCCUCUCGAUGCGAUGAGCGGCGGCGAA